AAGAGUUUUACUGUGAGCAUCAGCAGCCGGCAGCGUGCUAAGUGAAUGACUCGUCUGAUGCAGGGAGAAGAGCAGCUCAAUGAGCCGAUAAAGGUAUGGUCCAGUGCUGAUGGCGCACUCUGAGCUGUUUGUGACGAGAGCACCCCCUGCGGAGGGGAGAGCUGUGGAGCUGGACGUUCUCAGCUUUCUGGACUCUUUUGGGGAAGACAACAGCACCAGUGAGAGAUGCUACCGCUCACACUCCCGCAGCAGCGUGCUCCAGGGUCUGCCGUUUGGAGGGGUGCCCACGGUCCUCGCCAUCAACGUCGUGCUCUGGAUGUUCCUGUUGCUCAUCUUCUCCUGCCUGAGGAAGGCUGCCUGGGACUACGGCCGCCUGGCUCUGCUGAUGGAGAAUGACAGUCUCACAUCCCUGUUUUAUGGAGAACCAAGUGAGAAAGAGAAGUCUCCGUCAGAGUCCAGUCCUUCCGACUCUGAGACCAAGGACAUGGGCUUCUGCUCGUGGCUCUCAUCACUCUACCAUAUGAAGGAUGAGGAGAUCCGUAGCAAAUGCGGCAUCGACGCCGUCACAUACCUGUCCUUCCAGCGCCACAUCAUCCUGCUCAUGACGGUGGUUUGCCUGCUGUCCUUGGCCGUAAUCCUGCCGGUCAACUUUUCCGGGAACCUCCUGGGAGACAGUCCUGAAAACUUUGGAAGAACAACACUGGCUAAUGUUAACGCAAAGGACAGCUUUCUGUGGCUCCACAGCAUCUUCGCUCUGGUCUACUUCAUCAUCACGUUGCUGUGUAUGGCUCACCACUUGAUACGGCUGGAGUACAGAGAAGAUGAGAAGGUAGCCAGAACACUGAUGAUUACCUGCAUACCAAGAGAGAUCUCUGACCCAGGACUCAUCACCAAACACUUCCAUGAGGCCUACCCCAGCUGUACGGUCAAUGAUAUCCGUUUCUGCUUUGAUGUCCACAAGCUGAUGAGGUUGGAUUUAGAGAGACGCAAGGCAAUGAAAGGCCGGCUGUAUUUUGCCACAAAGGCCCAAAAGGAGGGGAAGAUCAUGAUCAAGACCCAUCCAUGUGCUCAGAUAUUCUGCUGCGACAUCUGCGGCUUUGAAAAGGUGGAUGCAGAACAGUACUACAGUGAGUUAGAAGAAAAGCGGACAGAUGAGUUUAAUGCUGAGAAGAACCGCAUCUCCAUGAAGAGGCUCGGCAUUGCCUUUGUGACUUUCCGUGAUGAGAGGAUGACUGCUGUCAUUGUGAAGGACUACAGUUGUGUGCGCUGCCGUCGCAGACCCCAGCAGUCCAGCAUCACCACUGUGGUGCAGUCGCACAAAUGGGGAGUCAGCUAUGCACCUGCUCCCAGUGACAUCAUCUGGGAAAACCUGUCAGUGUGCGGAUCUCGCUGGUGGCUCCGAUGCGUCCUCCUCAACAUCCUCCUCUUCCUGCUGCUCUUCUUCCUCACCACUCCCGCCAUCAUCGUCAACACCAUGGACAAGUUCAACGUCACAAGGCCUGUGGACAGCCUGCGGAGCCCUGUCAUUACCCAGUUCUUCCCAACCCUCUUGCUGUGGGCGUUUUCGGUGCUCCUGCCUUUCAUCGUGUACUACUCAGCCUUCUUUGAGUCCCACUGGACCAGAUCUGGUGAGAACCAAGUAACGAUGCACAAGUGUUUUUUCCUGCUGGUCUUCAUGGUCAUCAUCCUGCCCUCACUUGGUCUGUCCAGCCUGGACCUUUUUUUCACAUGGCUCUUUGAUGUCCACUUCCUGGAUGAGAAGGAGGUCAAAUUCCAGUGUGUGUUUCUCCCUGACAACGGUGCAUUCUUUGUAAACUAUGUGAUUACAUCCAGUCUGAUUGGCACGGCCAUGGAGCUGCUUCGUAUCCCUGCACUGACGGUGUAUUCCCUCCGCCUCUGCUUUGCUAAGUCCCAGGCUGAGCGCAUUCAUGUCAAACGGAGCCAGGCCUAUGAGUUCCAGUUUGGCCUGGAGUACGCCUGGACCAUGUGUAUCUUUGCAGUCAGUAUGACCUACAGCAUCACAUGUCCCAUCAUUACACCCUUUGGUCUGCUUUAUGCGAUUCUGAAGCACAUGGUUGACCGAUAUAACAUCUACUAUGCAUAUGUUCCCACCAAACUCAGCCAGCGGAUCCACAGAGCAGCCAUCAGCCAGGUCAUCCUGGCUCCCAUCCUCUGCAUGUUCUGGCUGCUCUUCUUCUCCGUGCUCCGAUUAGGUCCAGUGCAUCCCAUCACCCUCUUCACCUUAGUGUCCCUGCUCUCCUGUACUGCCUUUUCCCUCUUCCGCUUGUGCCUUAGGAAGCAACCAGACAAGUCAACAAGCUACCAGAUGUCUGAUCAGCCAGCAGAGGGGACGUUCACUGACGGCGACAGGAGCACUGUAACAUCCACCACUGCCUCCAGUCUGUUUGUGGCGUCCGUGCUGCUGGAGCCAGAGCUGGCUUUGACUCCCAUGCCCUCCCCGGCCCACCACAGCUACGGCGCCUUGGCCAGCUCCCAGGGUUCAAGCCACGGCCCGGCAGAGGAAGAGGCGUGUGAGGAAGGCCACGCCCAGACCCAUGAGACUGAGCUCCAAGACCCUCCAGACCCUUACUGCUCCAGCCCACUCAUGGACAGCCCCGUGGGCUUCCAGUAACACCAAAUCCCCCUAAGCUGAUUCCACGUGUCCUUCAUCUGGGGAACACAGAUUGCUAAAUGCCGCAAUGCUGCGUUUUUCGCCACUGACCUCAGACUCCAACUUAGCUGCCUCAGACCCUGAGACCAGACCGGCUCGUUAGAAAGGAUGAAGAACCUGAAGAGGAUGGAAUACAGGAGCAGGAUCCAUGUAAACAUCACUAUACAUACAUAGAAAGCAGUUAAACGUCUCUGAACCUGUCUCUACAAAAGAUACAUCCCCAAAUGUACAGAUUAUUUCAGUUCAACUAUUGGAUGCUCCAUGACAGGGAUCCCAGCUUCUUCUACGGCUUCAUUUGCAAGUUAUAAAGGUUAAAAGUAACAAGAGAGACUGGGGUGGAAAAGCCUUUGAGGCUGCCGUCAGAGAUACUCCAUGCAGUGCCACUUGGACAUGAUUGGAGGUGAAAGUUCCCAUCAGUGUGGGUGGUGUGAGCAGGCUUGCCCUGGCAGACUGACAGAGGGUGGUACGGGUGAUAUCUGGUUCCUCGGCGGCAGAGCUCGGGGAGGCUGAGGGUGAGGGCAGCUAGUUGUGAAGCCAUCUGCAGUGAGAGAGCAGACAGACGGAGGGCCGAAUGUAACUCAGAGAUGUACUGUAAUAUACUCUCUCCAAGGAGGCACAAGCAGCUUGACUGUACCUGAAGCUUGUUGUAACUAUUAUCAAUUUAAGGUCGCUAUUUUUGCUACAGUAUUUUUGGUGUCAUUGAUAUUGUGCUUUGGGUUGGGGGCAGAGAUGCCAGAGAUUGUUUAAGGGUUUGCAGAACUGUCCCGUCUUAAUCAGAAGAUUCCCCUUGUAUGUAUGUGAUUCAACUAUUAUUUAUUUAUUUCAAAUGGUUAAUUCAACAUUUUGCAUAUGCUAGUUUUCUUUCUUGCUGAAAGUUAUAUAAAAAAAAGGUCCAAAACUUAAUGAUUUUGAGACAAACCUCUUUUGUGCCAGUAUUUCUU
Messenger RNA from Centropristis striata (black sea bass), 3612 nucleotides. RefSeq names its product transmembrane protein 63C (gene tmem63c). Gene Ontology annotation, cellular component: plasma membrane. The coding region runs from base 110 to 2632 and encodes 840 amino acids. Gene Ontology annotation, molecular function: calcium-activated cation channel activity. The record is from RefSeq and is a predicted model, not a curated record. The transcript has 23 exons. Lineage: Eukaryota; Metazoa; Chordata; Actinopteri; Perciformes; Serranidae.